AUUUGUUCAUUUGCUCUUUGAAGCGGCACUACCAGCACAAUGAAUCGGAAGAGGUUACAAAUAGGACCGCUCAAAAAAGAUCACAGUCAGUGUGGCUUCGAUCCAAGCAAAGGAAUGAUAACUGGAAAAAGCGCUGAAAACAAGAUUAUGGGCCAAAUGAACUAUAUUCGUAUGUAUCUUGCUGGAAAACUCGUGUUCCCGCCGGACACAAGGGAGUAUUCCUUUGAGUUCAAUGAUCUCGAAGAAUUAGCCUCACUUGGAAAUGGUAGUUUUGGUACCGUCAAAAAGAUGCGUCACAUACCUACCGGAAAAUUGAUGGCUGUAAAGGUGAGUUUUGACAUAUCUCCCAGUCAUACUGGAGUAACAAUAGUAGCGUUGAAUGCGAUCCUUCACCAUCAUAUAGGCGAGUAUCUCUGCUAA
Molecule: messenger RNA, 420 nt
Organism: Cylicocyclus nassatus
Lineage: Eukaryota; Metazoa; Nematoda; Chromadorea; Rhabditida; Strongylidae
Source: the annotation of a GenBank genome assembly